Aphanomyces invadans is the source of this 2097-nucleotide messenger RNA. RefSeq lists its product as hypothetical. The record is from RefSeq and is a predicted model, not a curated record. Gene Ontology annotation, biological process: box C/D snoRNP assembly. NCBI's taxonomy places the organism in Eukaryota, Oomycota, Saprolegniomycetes, Saprolegniales, Verrucalvaceae. The transcript has 6 exons. Gene Ontology annotation, molecular function: RNA binding; metal ion binding. The coding region runs from base 58 to 1632 and encodes 524 amino acids. Gene Ontology annotation, cellular component: nucleus.
GCAGCUUCGGGCAUUUGAUUGGUCAAAAUUGGUUCGAGCGAUUGCAACUGCCACUCGAUGAAUCCGCCGCUGCCGCCAUCCUCGUCUGGAGGCGGCGGGUACCCAUGUCCACAGCAGCAGCCACCACUGCCACCAUAUUCGCCGCCGCAGCGCUCCAAUUACUCGCCCGCAGUGCAUCACGCACCUCAACCCCCGCCUCGUCAUCACCAAAACCAACAACCUCCUCAUCCUGGCAACCACCCCCAUCCACCGCCGUAUUACCAGCCGCCAACAUCACACCAUCCACGCCAUCCCAAUGACCAUCCACCGGCUCCUUACCACCAACAUCACCACAGUCAUGCCUAUCCAUCGCAACCCCCACAGCACCAUCCGUUCCAUCACCACCACCAACAUCAUGACCCACACAUGCAACCUCCACUCCCAGGCUACCACGACAGACAUCAUGGUGGACCUCCUCCUCCAGGGUACCAUCCUCCGACGCAUCGCCCUGACCAGCCGCAGCUCUCGAUGGACCGACCUCAAGGACCUUACAAUCCACCACCACCAGCAUACCAUUACCCGCCUCCGCCAAACGCCGGGCCUCCGUUCAUGUACCAACCACAGGCGCCGCCACUUCCAUCCAUUCCACCAAUGUCGUACAUCUGCCGUAAAUGCAAUCUUGGUGGCCACUGGAUCCACGAUUGCCUAAAGAAGCAGAGCCACCCGAAUUCGGCAAAGCCUCAAGCGUCGGCGGCCAGUCGCCCGUCCGAGUGGCAGUGCGAGCCGUGUGAAAAGCACUUUGCGAUGAAAUCGCAGUACGAUGCGCACAUGCUAACGCACGAGCAGUGCUGGGCUCCUGGCUGCGACUUUUCAGCGUCCAAGCGCGUGGUGACAAGCCACUACCAGGUCAUGCAUGGGCAGUAUGCUGGCUCCGGGCUCAAGGAAAUUGAAGUCGAGGGGCAGAAGUUUCAAGUGCUCGUGGGCAACUCGCCGGAAGAGAUCACAAAAUGGCGCGAGGAGCGCCGCAAGAAGUGGCCGUCCGAGUCGAAUGUCAAGCGAAAGAACGAACAGAUGGGCGAACGAGUGCAGGCAGGGGAUAUCCCGGCCAACAAGAAGCUCAAAACCUCGCCAGCCCUGCCGGGCCCCACCGACGGCACAACCCCCUCUGAUGCUACCAGUGGCACCGCGGAACGCCCUGCCGCUGAAUUGAACGCGGCAACUUCCGCGGCGCAGCUGCCAGACAACGAAGUGGCCAGUCCACGGUCAGUGCAUCGGGCCAAGCCGGCGUCGUCCAAGAAGAAGAGCUCCAAGUUUUGCGUCAAGUUUAUUCGAAAUGGAUGUGACGACGGCGACAAGUGCCUGUUCAACCACGACAUUGAGUCCAUCCCAUGCAAGCAAUUCUUGGCCAAGGGAUCGUGUAAGCGGGGCACCCAGUGCAAGUUUUCGCACACGGUGACGGCGCAGGACAAACUCAAGCAGCUGCAGCUGCAACAUCAAAAGGAACAAGCGUCCCAAGUCAAACAGCACAGGAGCUCCCUCUUGCGCAAGCUCCUGGCAAAAGACAUCGACAAAGAGCACCGACACAUCCUGCAAGCCUUCCGCCAUCUCGUGGAGCACCACUUUUUUCAACCCUCGGCCGACGAUGACAUAUAAGUCACGUACUAUCCAUAAGGGAUCUCCAGCGAGCCUGCGCUGGUCGUGUUGUGCAUGCAUGGGGGCGGCUCCCCGCUCAGGGAAAGAGGUUACGCACGCUGCCCACGACUUCCCCGCACGUCCUUGCGCCGCUGUGGCGCCAGCCUUGUUGUACUCGGACGGGGUACGAGGAUGGACAGUGUACAUCCCGCGCUCUCGUUCAUUGCAUGCGCCGCACACAUGGAAACUAGCGCAUGAACAGUCGUCCACGCAUUCCGUUCACGGAUGGUCAACGCAGGUUGAUGGGCGCUGCUUUCCAAACAUCCAUAGUGCUGACGCAGCGCAAUGGCCACGCCUGUCGACUGCCUUGAACGGAGUCCGAUGUGGGAUCGGCAAGAUUGGGUUUUGUGACGCUGCCGGCCGAGUCCGAUGCAGACUCCGAGGUCCGUCGGGCCAAGAGCUGCCGAGUCUUUUGACGACCCCAAC